Molecule: messenger RNA, 3465 nt
Organism: Phlebotomus argentipes
Lineage: Eukaryota; Metazoa; Arthropoda; Insecta; Diptera; Psychodidae
Product: BOS complex subunit NOMO1
Exons: 2
Coding region: 40-3369 (1109 amino acids)
Cellular component (GO): endoplasmic reticulum membrane
Molecular function (GO): carbohydrate binding
Source: RefSeq, a predicted model, not a curated record
UGGAAGUUCUUCAGCCGGGCAAUCAUUCCCAGGUGCAAAAUGGUUAGAAUCACAUUGAUUGAGUUUUCCCUGAUAGUUUUCCUAAUUCCGCUGAAAUUACUCGCCUGUGAAGAGAUUCUGGGAUGUGGAGGUUUCAUCAAGACUCACGCGGCAAUAGAUUUUUCCAAAGUUGAGAUAAAAUUGUUCACGAAGCAGGGAAAUCUCAAGGAUAAGACUGACUGCUCACCAUCCAAUGGGUACUACUUCCUGCCUCUGUACGACAAGGGAGAGUAUCUGCUGAAGAUCUCUCCACCACCCGGAUGGAGUUUCGAACCGGAGGAAGUCGAGUUGGACUUCAAUGGAGAGACUGACGUGUGCAGCCUAGGACGUGACGUGAACUUUGUCUUCAAGGGCUUCGGAAUCAGUGGCAGAGUGACAAUACUGGGACACAGGGAUGCAGGAGCGGCAGGAGUGAAAGUGGAGCUGCACGACUCGAAGAAUGACGAUGUCCGGAAGACGGUUUCCGACGUCAGUGGGAAUUUCUUUUUCACGCCAGUCAUCCCAGGGAUGUACAAACUCAAAGUACAUCACGAGAAAUGGUAUUUUGAGAAAUCCGAGAUCACUGUGGAGGUGAACACAGGGAAUACAGAACUGGCUGAGAACUUACUUCAAGUCACUGGCUUCGAUGUCUUCGGGAGGGUGUUGAGUGAUGGUCAGUCCUUUGGGAAUAUCGCCGUUGCCUUGCUGCCGGAGAAGGGCGUAAAGCACAGUCCAAAGUGCAUAACUUCUCAAGUCAACGAUGUCAUCAACAGUGAGAGAGGAUAUUCCGGAAUGCCGCUUUGCGUGAGCUCUAGCGACUCCAAGACAGGAACAUUCACAUUCAAUGGAGUGAAUCCUGGGAAGUAUCUGAUCAAGCCCUUCUUCCCGCAGAGUGACAUCAAGUAUAACAUCGAACCGGAGUUCCUCGAAGUGAUUGUGGAGAAGGACACUGUGAAAUUGGCGCAGCACUUCGAAGUGAAGGGUUUCAGCGUGGCUGGAAGAAUUCUGACCAGCAAAAACGGAAAGGGAGUGAAGAAUGCUGUGGUGAAGCUGGAUGGAAUUGAAGUGGCUAUCACUGAGGAGGACGGACAGUAUAAGUUUGAAAACAUCAAGUCUGGAACUCACACAAUCCAAGUGACAGCUGAUAAUGUCCAGUUUACUGACCACACGAUCAAUAUAGCUGCCAAUAAUCCCAGGAUUCCUGACAUUGUGGUGUCGGAGUUUAAAGUGUGCGGUCAGGUGGUGUCCAGUGGGAGCCACAGAGUGGCCAUUGCGGGCGCCAAGUCGGGUUUCCACGUGGAAUUGGAGACUCCUGCUGGUGGCGCUGGAGGAUGGUGCACUUACCUCCCAAAUGGACAGUACAUCGUGCAAGUGGUGCUUUCUGAGGAAGAGAAGAAGACAGGAAUGCAGUUCGUGCCUAAAAUCCACAAUAUCGAAGUGAACUCUUCACCUCUAUCCGGGAUUCACUUCCGGGAGCUUCGUGCCACGAUAUCAGGAGAGGUGAAGUGCCUCUCAGACGCAGGUUCUGGAUGCAAGGAUCUCACAAUAACUCUCAACUCGGUGGACAUGAGUGGCAGCAGCAAUGGACAGUAUAUUAGUGCUGUGCUGAAGAAUGGCAAGUUCACCUUCACGGAUGUGAUGCCAGGAAAGUAUGAAGCUAGUGUCCAGGACACUGCUCUUUGUUGGGAGGCGUCUCGCUAUGUGUUCACCGUGCAAUCAGCUGUGGAGACCAUCCCCACGUUUAUUCACAAUGGCUACAAAGUCACCAUGAUCGCCAGUCACGUGGUGAGGAUGAAGUACGUGAAGAAGGGUGUGGAGAAUGCCACGGCCAUUGAGCAGGACCUUCAGGUGGGUCUGAAUUUCUUCUGUGUGGCCAAGGAGGGAAGCUACAGUGUGGAUUUCGAGUGGAAUCAUCAGUACGAUGCCAAGGAGAUCCCCAAAAUGUUCGAUACUGCGGCAACUUCUCCGUAUUUCGUCACCUUCUCCAAACAUCGAAGCAUCCUGGGCAGGAUUGAACCGGCUGUUGAGGGUGUUCAGCUGCACUUAAGAUUUCCUGGAAACCCAGAGAUUAUGGACAUUGUGGCGGAGAGCAACAAGAAGGGAGAAUUUAAAUUCACUGCCGUUGACGCUUCUGUGGAUAUUGAAAUAACAGCAUCGAAGGAAUCUUACGAGUUCUCAUCCUUUGACAAGACCACCAAUGUUAUCCACGCCAAGAAGCUUUGUGAAAUCGUGGCCACCGUUCGGGAUGAGGCUGGGAAUCUCCUAUCGGGGGUCUUGCUAUCGCUGUCAGGAGGUGAAAGUUACCGGAAGAACCUCGUCACUGGAGAUGAGGGUGUGAUUAAGUUCCACUCCCUGUCACCUAGUCAGUACUUCCUGAAGCCAAUGAUGAAGGAGUACAAAUUUGAUCCAGUCUCCAAGAUAAUCGAUGUGCAGGAAGGAGCUACAAUCAAUGUAGAUUUGACUGGGAAAAGGAUUUCGUUCUCAGUUUUUGGCGCUGUGACGUCCCUGAACGGCGAUCCUUUCGCCAAUGUUCUGGUAGAGGCGAUAUCCCAACCACCAUGUCCUGGACACCAAGAAGAGACAAAUUCCGAAGCGAAUGGUCAGUUCAGAAUUCGUGGUCUGCAGCCUGGAUGCACAUACGAUGUGCAGGUGAAGAAAGAGGGCAAUGCUCAAGUGGACAGAACCAUCCCUACUAAGCAUUCUAUCACGAUGAAGGACACCGACGUCAAGGAUGCCACAAUUAUCGCUAUCAGUCCUCUGGGAUUCAUCGAUGUGUCUGCCAAAGUGAUGACAAACAGCAACAAUCAUUACAAAUCUCUCAAGAUCUCACUGUACAAGAAGGGCAACAUGGAUAAGCCUGUCUACUCGCAGCGACUGGACAGUCCGCUGAAUCCGAAGAGCAACGUUAAUCCCGGAAUAAUGGUGUUCUUCCCGAGGAUACCCUUUGAUGGCAAGAGCAUCUACUUCGUGGAUCUGAAGACGACGCUCUCAGAGAAGAACUUCAAAUUCAAGCUGCCCGUUGUGCAGUUCAUAGCUAAUGAGAGCACAAUCUUUGUGGAAUUGGACUUCGAUGCGGAAGUCAGGACAACAGAUGGAGAUCUCAAUCCCAACUCGAUCGCCGCUCUUGUGCUGAUAUUGCUGGUUGGUAUCGGCUUUCUGAAGCAGGAUUUGGUGCUUGAGUUGGGCAAGAUGGCCUGGGACAAAGUUUAUGCAGCUGUUCAGGAUGCCAUCAACAGGAGGCGGCAGAAGGAAAUCAGCAAGUUCGAUGAGAGCUUCGACGAGAAGGAGCUGGAGAGGCUGGCCAAGUCAAUCAAUGCGGUGAAGAAGAGGAAGAUCAAAAAGAUUAAUUGAGCCCGAGAGUGAAACCACCAGAGAUUCAUUAGUUGCGUUUUUAUUUGUUUUGCGGGACGGGAAAAGGGGCUCAAUAAAUAGAAAAAUAUCUCUAGA